This is a messenger RNA of Lobosporangium transversale, 1493 nucleotides long. RefSeq lists its product as hypothetical. The transcript is spliced from 4 exons. The coding region runs from base 237 to 1385 and encodes 382 amino acids. NCBI's taxonomy places the organism in Eukaryota, Fungi, Mortierellomycota, Mortierellomycetes, Mortierellales, Mortierellaceae. The record is from RefSeq and is a predicted model, not a curated record.
GUGAGGGCCAGCACAUCAUCCCCAUCGAGUCUGCAAACGCAUGAUAAGGGCAUCAUCAAGCAUAGCCUCUUUAUCACUAUACACAAUUCGAUAAAUACCGCCAAUACCCUCUUAUUAUUAUUACUAUUUUCUUUCACAGCAUUCGUCAGCUGUUCUGGUACUCCAACCUCAAGAAGAGGGAGUAUAAGAGCAAAUUCCCUACAUCAUGGCUGAAUCUGCAUUACAACAGCCGUCAAAUGAGAUCACCAUUGGCACUAGGGUUGAGAGACAAGCACGGUGUAUUUGUCCGAGUUUCGCAAGCACAUCCAGUCGUAGAUGAAGGAACGGGAGGAGUGCAGUCUACAGCCAGUGGCAGAACAUCACGGCCAACAUCCAUGACAGGGCGUUCAUCUACAGCCGCAGGAUCUCGUCCCAACGCCACUCCUGGACGAGCCGGUGCUGCUGCGAGGGCUCCGAGUGCGGCUACUACGCCUGCAGCGACGGCUGGCGUCUCACGCCUUUCUCGGCCAUCCGCCACCAGGAGACCUGUUGGAGCGGAUUCUACACCUGAAUCACCUGUAUCAGCAUCAGCCAGAAGGGCUCGAUUCCCUGUUCAGGCAACGAGAGAAGAUGACGUUGGCUUAGCUGACCAGUCUCGAUUAAUGACCCCAUCUAGUUCUACUAAUUUCAACACCACCAUUGUUGGCCAUCAGCAACAAUCGGACCACCUUCGGAAUGAGCCUACCAUAGUGAACGACCAAGAGGAGCAGGAUAAUCUACUAGCACAGGAGAGGCAGAUACAGGAGGAGCUUGAGCAAGAGGAAGCUCUUGCUCAGAAACAGCUUCUACUGGAUCAACAAGGGUUUGCACCUCCUCCUCCAUACACACAGGCGUCUAUGAAUGGUGGAAGCGCACCUCCGCCUUCCUCUUCACAAACCAACAGCAAUGCUAACACUGCAGUAGCGGGAAUACAGGCUAUUGCUGGAAGUGGGGUUCAGAGGGCCGAAGCUACUGUGUCGCUCAAGGAGUAUGAAGAGCUGAGGAUUAAACUGCGUAUCUUGGAGGCUAAGCGAACGGAAGACCGCGAACGAAUUCGUGAUGCUGAAAAGGUCAAAGAAGAGUCGGAGCAGUUUUUGAACAUUCGUGCCAAACUUCAAGCCAAGCUUGCGGAUAUGCAGCAGGAACUUCGGGACUCGAAACGCUCUCUCAAGGAGGCUCUUGCGGAGAAGGAGGCGUAUGAGGCCAAGUAUAACGACGUGGUGGACUCGAUGGAAGUGACUUUGAUUGAUAAAGAGAUGGCGGAAGAAAGAGCUGAGAACUUACAGCAUGAGGUUAAUAUGUUGAAGGAGAGAGUCGAGGAGAUGCACGUUGAUCUUAAUGUGUUCCAACAAGAUGAAGGUAGAUAAUGUGUCAUCAAGUGAACUUUGCUCUUCCAAAAAAAAAAAAAAAAAAAAAAAAAAAAAAGUCACAUGUUGGUACAUUCACACGCGGAAAUCUUCAUUAAUAGCAAAUCG